AUGUCGAAGGCCUCAAAUUUGCACGAAGACGUGGGCAGGGUCGUCAAGUAUUCAUUCAUUGAGAAUCGCUUGCAAGACUGGUUGGCAGAUCGCCGCGACGAAGUGAUAGCGGAGGACGAGGGAAUGAGGGGGGGCACCGGUGGAAAUCCAGUCUAUUUUCAUUGCGGACGCACAUGGCUGCGCAAGUUCAAGGCGCGUUUCGGCGUCAUUGACGGCAUCUUUACGCGCCUUGGCUGGACUGCAACCGAUUUGGCGAGAGAGAGGGCGUAUGGUUACUUUCCGCUGGAUAACUACUUUUGGUCUCAUCUGCCGGACGAGCAUGGAAAUAUUCCGGGGCCCCCGCCUAUCGCCAGAAACAAGUAUGACGACGAUAUGGACCACGAGAUCCGCGGCCACAUCGUUAUCUACGCGCCGCGUACACCAUCCGCAUCGACGUCGCAGCCAGAGGUGGUUCCGCCCAACUCAACCUCGUCUCCGAACGAUCAUGCGAAUCCAUCCGGAAUGCCUGGGCCCAGCGUCAUCCCACUUCCCUCAGACCAAUAUUUCCAGCAGGAAAUCGGGGCGUCAGGCAACGGUGCUUGGCACCCCCCGAUAAACUCGGGUAUUGGCCAAUCAUACCAGGAGCCGUACUCCCAGAGCUCCUUUCAAGAGUCCUUCAUGCGCGGAACACCGCUCUAG
This is a messenger RNA of Fomitopsis serialis, 678 nucleotides long. RefSeq lists its product as uncharacterized. The transcript has 3 exons. Lineage: Eukaryota; Fungi; Basidiomycota; Agaricomycetes; Polyporales; Fomitopsidaceae. The record is from RefSeq and is a predicted model, not a curated record. The coding region runs from base 1 to 678 and encodes 225 amino acids.